Messenger RNA from Danio aesculapii, 1773 nucleotides. It is a transcript of the gene slc30a6, whose product is annotated as solute carrier family 30 member 6. The transcript has 15 exons. Gene Ontology annotation, cellular component: membrane. The record is from RefSeq and is a predicted model, not a curated record. Bases 37 to 1659 code for a protein of 540 amino acids. Lineage: Eukaryota; Metazoa; Chordata; Actinopteri; Cypriniformes; Danionidae. Gene Ontology annotation, molecular function: monoatomic cation transmembrane transporter activity. Gene Ontology annotation, biological process: monoatomic cation transport; transmembrane transport.
UCAGGCGUCCCCGUGUGACGUGAAGCGGAAGUGAAGAUGGCGCUGGACGGCUCGUCCACGUCUGUUGUUAUGGCGCACGGUAACCAGUACCAGCACUCUCAUGUGUCUGACUAUUACAGCCGCAAGCUGAGCAACAAGCCCGAUGUGGUGCCGUCCGGGGUCACCGAGAGGAAGGUGUUUCCCGCGGACAAACCGGACAUGGUGGCGCUGGACGUGCUGGGAAUCACAGACUCGGAUGCUCCAGUGUACAGACAGAAGCAGGAGGCUGACACUCUUGUUCUGGGGACGAUCCAUCCCUUCCGCAAAGCCCACCGCUCCGUCCUGGGGAAGCUGGCACAGGAGUUCAGCUUGGUGACCUCUGACCGGCGGUCGUGGAAGAUCCUCCUGUUCGGUGCGUUGAAUGUGGUCUGUACAGGGUGUCUGCUGAUGUGGUGCAGCUCCACCAACAGUAUGGCUCUGACCGCAUACACGUACCUCACCAUCUUUGACCUCUUCAGUCUGAUCACGUGUUUGCUGAGUCUGUGGGUGACCAUGAAGAAACCCUCUCAGAUCUACUCCUUUGGCUUCCAGCGUUUCGAGGUGCUGGCGGUCUUCUCCUCCACUGUGCUGGUUCAGCUGGGUUCGCUCUUCAUCCUGAAGGAAAGUGUUGAGCGGUUUGUGGAGCAGCCUGAGGUUCAUACCGGGCGUCUGCUGGUGGGCACGUUCGUGGCUCUGUUCUUCAAUCUGCUGACUCUGCUCUCCAUCAAGAACAAACCCUUCGUCUUUGUGUCUGAAGCUGCGAGCACCAGUUGGCUGCAGGAACACGUGGCUGACCUGAGCCGCAGUCUGUGUGGCCUGAUCCCAGCUCUCAGCAGUUUCCUCCUGCCCCGAAUGAACCCGUUUGUGCUGAUCAACCUGGCCGGAGCGUUCGCACUGGGCAUCACAUACAUGCUGAUCGAGAUCAAUAACUAUAAUGCGUUGGAUACCGCGUCCGCCGUGGCCAUCGCCCUCAUGACCUUCGGCACCAUGUACCCUAUGAGUGUGUACAGUGGGAAGGUGCUGCUGCAGACCACGCCGUCUCACGUCAUCGGGCAGCUGGACAAGCUCCUGCGAGAGGUGUCGACGCUGGACGGCGUUCUGGAGGUCAGGAAUGAACACUUCUGGACCAUCGGCUUCGGCUCUCUGGCGGGCUCGGUGCAUGUGCGUAUCCGCAGAGAUGCAGAUGAGCAGAUGGUGUUGGCCCACGUGUGGAACCGUCUGAGCGCUCUGGUGUCUGCGCUGACCGUGCACAUCUUCAAGGACGAGUGGUCUCGAGCGUCGCUGAGCUCCGGUGUUCUGCCCUGCGCACCGCUCAGCCUGUCCGAGUAUGUGAGUGCGGCGGCAGUGUUUCCGGCAGCCGCGUCCAGAGCACAGGGCUCUGAGCCGGUCCCCGCCACUUCCACACCUGCCAAACCCAGCAGCCCACCGCCCGAGUUCUCCUUCCACACGCCGGGCAGACACGUGCAGCCGGUGGUCUUCCAGACGGCACAUCCACACCGGCCCCUGUACGGCGGGCUGCAGGGCCCCGGGGUGCGCUUUGGUUUGGGGCCGCGGGGGCCGAUGCUGCAGGCCUACAGGACUCUGAGUGCAGCACCACACACAUACACCAGUGGGACACACACCGGCCCGCCCAGACCCUGACCCGCCACCUCUGCAGUAACAGUAUUUAUUCAGUAAUGGGACCAAGAGCAGCCAUUUUACUCUCGGUGGAUGUUUUACCUGUGUUCUUUAUUUGUAUUAAACCGCUAUCAGACA